This is a messenger RNA of Ostrea edulis (European flat oyster), 1912 nucleotides long. RefSeq names its product M protein, serotype 6-like. Bases 856 to 1680 code for a protein of 274 amino acids. The transcript has 2 exons. The record is from RefSeq and is a predicted model, not a curated record. NCBI's taxonomy places the organism in Eukaryota, Metazoa, Mollusca, Bivalvia, Ostreida, Ostreidae.
CUCGGUAUAAAUAAUUUGAUGAUCUCUUUAAUUCAAUUGAAGAUAUCUUUAAUUAUUUACAAUGCUUUUGUAUAAGGAAUUAAUGCGCGCAUCAAUUCUUUUAAAGAGAGCAACAAUUCAAUUAAAGAGAUCAUUAAUUCAAUUGUGGAUAUGUUGAAUUGAAGAUAUCUUUAAUUAUUUAGUUGCUCUCUCUAAAAGAAUUAUUGCUCUCUUCAAAUGAAUUAAAGAUAUCAUUAAUUCAAUUGAAGAGAUCAAUAAUUGAAUUAAUGCUCGCAUUAAAUCCAUUAUUGCUCUCAUCAAAUGAAUUAAUGCGCGCAUCAAUUCAAUUAUUGCUCUCAUCAAUUGAUUUAAUGCGCGCAUUAUAUCAAUUAUUGCUCUCUUUAAUUGAAUUGUAGCGCGCAUCAAUUCAAUUGUUGAUAUCAUUAAUUCAUUUGAAGAGAUCAUUAAUUCAAUUAAAGCGCGCAUCAAUUCAGCAGAAGAAUUAAUGCUAUCAUCAAUUCAUUUAAUGCGCGCAAUAAUUCAGAAUUGAAGAUAUCAUUAAUUAUUUGAAGAGAUCUUUAAUUCAAUUGUUGCGCGCAUCAAAUGAAUUGAUGAUAUCUUCAAAUAAUUGAAGAUAUCUUCAAUUAUUUGAGUUUAUGUUAAUUUGGCGCUCCAUACUGAUCCGCUCCUAGUCCGAAAUAUCGAUCUAGUCCGCUCCACACAAGGGUAUAUGAUCCGCUCCGGGUCAGAAACCCUUGACUUGGGAAGAUCUGUCAAAGUCGGAAGAGUUUGAAACCUUGAUCUUUCAUUACACCGCACUGUACAUGCCCGAGAUUACUAACUCAUUGGCUUACUGGUGCAUCAUUCAAAAACAACAUGGAUAUCAACAAUCAGAUAAAGAUAGAAGAGGACGAUUCGGGACAAACGGGAAUGCACAUUUCCAUAGAUAAUGGCGAUCUUAUGAAUUUCUCGACCUCCUUCGACAAAUGGUACAACUCGUUCUUGACUUUGCUGAAAACAAAUACAGACCUUACUGAUGAAUUGGAAGUUCAGAGGACAUUGAACAAGAGCUUGAUCGACAAAGUGAACAGCCUGACUACCGAAAAUGAAAAAAUUCUGGAAACUCUGAACAAUCUAAACUGCAAAAUGUACGUGUAUUGCGACUUAGAGGAACAAGUUGUAACUCUGAGAAAAAAGAUUGAAACGAAGGACAAAGAACAUUUACAAACCCUGGAGGAGAUAAAACAGCUGAAGAAAUCAAAUUACGAGAAAGAAGAGUUACUACGUGAAGACCACGAAAAUGAACUGUCGCUAUCCAUGAAGAAGUUUUCUGAGACAAUGGAAAAGACAACAAAACAUUAUGAGGAAGUUAUUCAAAAGAAAGAUGAACAAUUGGAAGAAAUUAGUGAGGCUUCGAAGAAACAUGAAGAAAACCUUAGAGCGGAAGUGACGCAUCUAACGAUGGAAUGGGAGGAGAAAAUCUCUAAGCUGAAGCAACGGCUGCAACAGCAGACAAAGCCAGGUGGUGCUAGCAAUCAAGAAAUAUUUCGAAUGAAGUUCCUAAACCUUAAACAGGAGUACGACGUUGAGAUGAGGAGGCUACAACAGGUGAUACAGACGUUAGAGGAAAAAAUCCGAACAAGCUCCGACAACACCGUGGUUCCGCCUGGACGACCUAGCCUCAAGAAGAGAAAGCUCUGACGCCCGUACUUGUGACACUUGAUUCCUCUGGUAUUAAGUAAAGUAUGACAAAGACAAUAGAAUGUUUACACUUUUAUUUAUAAAAAUUUUAAUGAAUGGAUGUAUAUAAACAAUGUGAUGAAAUAACGAUAUCUGAAAUGAAUGAAAAGAUAUAUACACACACGACAAAAUUAGAAUGUAGAUGGAUUAACUUACUUUCUCACUGAUAAAAGAUAAACUAAUUCUAUUAGAA